Messenger RNA from Trichobilharzia regenti, 1426 nucleotides. Lineage: Eukaryota; Metazoa; Platyhelminthes; Trematoda; Strigeidida; Schistosomatidae. The record is from the annotation of a GenBank genome assembly.
ACUUUCUCGAAGUUUGUCGACUAUGAGCGGGGACACAAAAACUGUGGAGAAUCAACAGCAGGUGGAAGAUGAAUACCUGAAGGGAUUUACAGAUCUGAGCCCUUCAGGCGAUCGCGGUAUCCUAAAGAAAGUUCUGCGAGAGGGGACAAGUGAAGUGAAACCAUGUGAUGGGGAUACUGUCGUGGUGCAUUAUGUUGGCACAUACUAUGGUGGUGAUGAAAACGGCAAAGUUUUCGAUUCAAGUAGAGCACGAAAUGAAAAAUUUGAGUUCUCUAUUGGAAAGGGUGACGUUAUUAAGGCUUGGGAUAUCGGCGUUGCCACUAUGAAGUUAGGUGAGGUUUGUGAGCUGAUUGCUGCUCCCGAGUAUGCAUAUCACGAUGGGAAAACACUCAAGUUCGAGGUGGAGAUUUUCGACACCUUAGGCUGCGAUGUUAGUAGGAGAAAAGAUGGUAGCAUUAGGAAAUCGAUUCUUAGAAAGGGAAGAGAUAUUCACAAUCCUGUCGCUGGAGCCGAGGCUACUAUUCUUUUCCGUAAUUUGACUGAGUCUACAGGAGAUGUCGAAGUGACGUAUUGUGUUGGAAACCCCACGCCACAAGUACCGUUAGAGUUGGACCUCGCACUGCGCCACAUGAAUACAGAUGAAUACAGUCGAGUUGUAGUCCUCACAGAGAAAGAUUCAGCAUCUGACGGAGGUACAGACCAAAGUCGUGUAAUUUAUGAACUGACACUGAAAUCGUUUGAAAAGACAAAACAUCUGUCUAGUAUUUCUUCUUUCAAAGAACAGAUGGAAUAUGCUAACACCUUGAAGGAAAAGGCCAACGUCUUCUUGAAGGAUUCUAAAUUUGACCCAGCUCUUGAAUUGUACAAACGCCUAGAUGAUGAUUUGCAGUACAUCAUUGCAAAUGGCCCUAAAGAACAGACGGAGUUGUCUGAAAUGAUUGUGGCCGUUCGGCUUAACUCAGCUCUAGCUUACUUGAAGCUUGAUGAACCUGAUAAGUGCAUCGAAUUUUGCAAGAAGGUACUAGAUAUGUUUGCUAGCAAUGAGAAGGCAUUAUUCAGAAUGGGACAGGCCCAUUUGUUGCGUAGAGACCACGAAGAAGCGGCUGUGUACUUCAGAAGAAUUGUGGCAAAGAAUCCUAGUAACACAUUGGCUGUAAAGCAACUACAAGUCUGCGAAGAGGCAGUUAAGAAAGCUAGAGAUACAGAACGGAAAAUGUUCCGCGGUAUAUUUGAGCGCUGUAAAGAGACUGGUUUGGGUGAUGUCGAAGAAAAAGAAAAUGGGGGUAUUUCUACAGAUGAGAAGUCCGCACUUUGAUGAAAUCUUCAGUAAAUUGUCUGCAGUCGGAAGCGUUUGGUUAUGUAAAUAUUGUUCGUAUUUGCUUUCUGUGUAAUUUCAGAGUUGUAAAUGAAUUAAGAAAUUAGUACU